Phialemonium atrogriseum is the source of this 1077-nucleotide messenger RNA. RefSeq lists its product as uncharacterized. Lineage: Eukaryota; Fungi; Ascomycota; Sordariomycetes; Cephalothecales; Cephalothecaceae. Bases 231 to 830 code for a protein of 199 amino acids. The record is from RefSeq and is a predicted model, not a curated record. The transcript has a single exon.
GCUCUUGAGUUGACGCCUCUUGAGUCUUGGCGUUUUUGACUUCCUGGUAACGUUUCCUCCCACGAACAAGAAAAGAAUGACAAGCCUCAGAGUUGGACAUGUUUAUAACACGAGUAACCCAAAAGAACCUUCUAUAUAACUACUGUAAGGGAAUUGCAGGAUUAGAAUUGUCUUCGGCCUAAUUAGCCAUCUUCCUUCCCGUCUUUACCUAUUCCGCGUUUUCAGAUCCAAUGAUGCUGUUCUCCAGCCAUAUCCUCCCACUCCUCAGCAUCACCUCCCUAGCCGCAGGGGCGGCUCUUCUCAAAUCCCGAGAUCCGGACGCGCUCAAACUCUGGGAGAUCUUGAGGCUAUCCACCUUCUCGCCGUCCGGACGACCCGGCAGCUCGCCCUGGAGCCUGAUCAACAUCACGAUCACAGACCCGAACACCAUCCCCGCGGGGCCCACCCCGACGGGCACGGCGGUCUUCGAGCCGUCGACGGUGAACUGCAGCACGGCGUGGGACGCCGGCAGCCUGCCGUACAACCAGGUCGUCAACUGCACCGAGGCGGAGCACGGCUACUGGACGUUUGAGAUGCUCGAGGCUGACGACAGCGACUAUCACUCUCCGACGGAGAACUUCAACAUCAGGUUCACGCAGGUGAGGAGCCUUGAGGUUCCGGGCAACACGUACGCCCAGACAUUUGUCGGGACGGGUUCCUUCAGGGUGGGUGACAACUUGUCCGGUGUCUGCGGGGCGAGCGGAGUCUGCUCGUUCGGCCUCAAGGACGAGGCGAAGCCGGUUUUGGUCAAUCAGACUCGCACCGAGUGCAGUGGGGUUUGUGAUGAGUAGGAGGGGAAGAUAGCUGCAGUUUGUAUGGGCGGAGCACCGUUCGAGGAAUAGGAGCAAUUCAACCUUAGGAAAGGGGGAAUGAAUGAAUGUCCUCGGCAAUGGCAUAAUUAAGUCCUGGCGAUGCAUCACACAUUCAAACGUUUCCAAUGAGUAACGGGAAUACUCUGGCUGCAACCAUGCCCUGAAGACGUUAAGAGCAACCUGGUUAUUGUGAUGGAACCUGACCCUGGUGUCAAUAAGGUGGGAG